AUGGCCUUGAAUCCCAAGGACCCCAACAGUGGGUUUCGGUACUGGAAGGUGUUAAUGUUCAUCAAUGAGCAAAUGGGCAAACACCCGAAAGGCCCAGAGUUCUACCUUGAGAACCUGACCCAGUCCUGGGAGGAGGUGGAAGACAAGUUCAGGUUCCUCCUGCAGGACAGCGAAGUCCCUAGAGAGGUUCAGGAAGCCUGCGCCUGGAGCAGCCUGGCCCUGGGCAUGCGCUUUGCAUGCAUGCAGGGCCAUUUGCAAGCACGCAGGGUGCAGUGGCUGUGUGACUUCGCCAGCAAGCACAGGUCAGCUGCACAUGCCUUGGUAUCAGACCUGAAGCAGCUCAUCCAGCAGCAAGAGAUAGAGCGCAAAGAGACGGCCUCCCAACUUAGGCUGACCCAGGCCAAAUUGGCGGAGGUGCAGAGAGAGCGGGACCUACUGAGAUUAAAACUGCUACACAUGGAGCUGAGGGCCACUCCAGAGGUGCCAGUUACGGCUGGUGCUGAUGCCGGAGGGGCAGGGACACCAACACUACAAAAGAGUGAGAAGGAGGAUGCAGCAGCUCCUGCUGUAGCAGAGUAUGAAAUGAAAAAGGAAAUGGAUGCAGACAUAGAGGCGGCUGGCCCUGUGGCAUCCACAAUGAAGCUGAAAGGAAGUACCUGGCAGCCUCUUGGACAUAGGGCCUGGAAAAAUCUGCCCUGGGGGUUGCAGAGUAAGCGGAAAGUCAGAUCGGUUGAAACAUCAGUGUGUUCUUUCUCAGGGACCUUUGCUUUUGAGUCUGCAGCUUCCCCUGAAUCUGUUAAUGUCCAACUCCCUGCCCCAUUCACAUACCCUUACGAAAGCUCCUUCCCAUUCACCCCCACCUCAUCCCCACCAUUAAGCACAGUCACAGAGCCUCAGAUGCCUCCUUAUUUCAUGGCCAGUGAUAUGAAUCUGGAUGGCAUGGAGGGCCCCAUGGUAGUCCUUGAAGGACCCCAGAAAGAAAGAGAGUUCAGAUUCCUGAAGCAGAGAAAAUCAUUUCGCAGGCACAAGGACUGGGAUUGCCCUUGGUGCAAAUCUGUGAAUUUUUCAUGGAGGAAAAAUUGCUUCUGCUGUGGGAGGACGAUCUGGCUGCAAGGCCCUUAG
Nannospalax galili (Upper Galilee mountains blind mole rat) is the source of this 1122-nucleotide messenger RNA. RefSeq names its product testis expressed 13B (gene Tex13b). The record is from RefSeq and is a predicted model, not a curated record. Lineage: Eukaryota; Metazoa; Chordata; Mammalia; Rodentia; Spalacidae. The transcript has 2 exons. Bases 1 to 1122 code for a protein of 373 amino acids.